CGCUGCCCGUCGACACUAUCGAUCAGUUUUCUGCGCCGGAUAAGACGUCUCGAGCACUUUCAAAGUUCAGUUACCAGAACCUUCCAGGCCGCAGACUUGACGAAGGAGAAGCCCUGCAACCUUUUGCUAGCACCAGUGCUCCUACUAGUAUCUUAGCAACACGGCCCAGGAGCAGAAGGACUCGGGAACUCGAAGCAGCGACUCAUUUGUGAGGCGGGAAGAUGGAGUAUCUUGAUGCCCCCACGUUCGAUCACCUGCUGGGCUUCUUGGCGCCAGAGCACGCCUGCAAGCUGGCCGUGCAGUCAAAAGCGCUCAACGAGCUGGUGGGUGACAGCUUGCUCUGGAAGACGUGGUGCGAGGAAGACAGUCCCUCUCUCAAGACUUCCCCUGCCAGGGAGCUCGUGGCCGCGCGCUACGCGGCCGCGGUCUGCGCGCGCGGCGCGCGCGCCACUUACAAGCAGCUCUUCACAAAGCUGGCGGAGAAGCGCUCGGGGUUACUAAAUGCUGAGGCGCGAAGCUGCACCUGCAAGAGUGAAACGCCCUUGAAUAUGGAGCUCUCGGCUUACGUCAUGCUGAUGGACGUGUAUGUGGCGGGUAGAGGCCUCUUGUUUUGUUCAACAGAGUGCGCAGUCUCUGACUACGGCUGCCAGCCUGCGGGCUGCCAGCCUGCGUGGAAACAAACUGUAAGAAACGUCUGCAAGGCAGACAUGAACGGAAUGCAUGCAACGGAAGCGGAAGGCGAUCUGAACUCUGCACUACAGCAGAUUCCGAGUGGCAACGACGGGGUGCCUGAGGACUGGUUCGAGUCUCGGAGGUUGCCACUGCACGAGCAGGGAAACGUUCACUUCUCCUGGAAGCUCAUGCGCAAGGCGGACGGAAAGAUCCAGAUCUUGCUAGACCGGAAGCCCGUCCGAUCCCGCCACGACUCUGGCUUUCGCAGGACUGAUAAAUAUGAUGAUCCGGGGCCCGCGACGUGCGAGAGCAGCUUCCAAGCCGCCAGCGCUCUGCGCGACGGAAGCGGAACGGAGUGGACGACCUUUCAGGCGCUGAUGCGCUCUCUUCUUGACGAGAUGACAAUGAACACUGCUGGCGGCUUCAUAUGCGCAGCCAACUCAAAGUAG
This is a messenger RNA of Klebsormidium nitens, 1121 nucleotides long. NCBI's taxonomy places the organism in Eukaryota, Viridiplantae, Streptophyta, Klebsormidiophyceae, Klebsormidiales, Klebsormidiaceae. The record is from the annotation of a GenBank genome assembly.